This is a messenger RNA of Moneuplotes crassus, 956 nucleotides long. The record is from the annotation of a GenBank genome assembly. NCBI's taxonomy places the organism in Eukaryota, Ciliophora, Spirotrichea, Euplotida, Euplotidae.
AUGUCAAAUUUUCUAGAGGUAGAAGAGAAUAAAGAUGGAACCUUUGGGGACCAAUCUUCGCAGAUUUUGCUCUACAGACAUGCUGAGAGUGAGGCAAAUAUGAUUUGGAGGAACAAAGAUAUGCCAGAUACUGAAAAGUUAGAGCUAGAGAUGAAUGAGAAGUAUAGAGACACCGUUCUUUGUGAGAAUGGUAUAGAGCAAUGUGAAUCGAGAAGAGAUAUAUUGGCAAAUAUCAAUAUCCACACUGUGUUUAUUUCUCCACUAAGAAGAGCCAUGCAAACUGCAUACCAUUCCUUCAAAGACCAUCCAAACUUCGACAAAAUAAAGUUUAUCAUCGUUCCAAAUUUGAGAGAAUGCAUGAACUUAGCAUCUGGAAUUCCAUAUAAUAUCGAAAAGGUUAUCGAAGAGUUUUCUGAGCUGUUCCCAAUCUUGGACACAUCUCUCUUUGAUUCUUAUGAAGACAAGCUACAUUACUUCCUUGAUGACACAGAUGAAUGGAUAAAGAAGGAAGUAGUUCCUAAAAUUGAGCCUAAAGAAGGAGAUGUUAUAGGUGACAAUACCUUUGACUUGUUGCUCGAGAUGUCAAAAGCUGCCAAACCACAUAAACUUGAGUCAAAAUUUAACGUUCUUCAGAGAGUUAAUAAAGUUAAGGCUUACAUCAAUGAUUAUGUCAAAUCAAUUGCUCCUGAUGAGAAAGUCGCUAUUGUAACUCAUUUCUUUGUUCUUGAAAUGUGGACAGCAAUAUGGGAAGAUAGCCCUUAUGAUCCUGAGCUUAAAGAUGUGGCUAAACCAACCAAAUACGUUUGAUUCAAGAAUACCAUGCCUUACUAUUACUCUGGAAAUGACACUGAUAGUGUUGAAGCAGCUAUAUUAGCAGAAAUGGAAAAGUCCUCAUAAAUCUGAUUAAUUCAAUAGAAUUCUGACAUAGAGUACCAAACAGUGCAUCAAAAAUAAUU